Molecule: messenger RNA, 1755 nt
Organism: Capronia epimyces CBS 606.96
Lineage: Eukaryota; Fungi; Ascomycota; Eurotiomycetes; Chaetothyriales; Herpotrichiellaceae
Exons: 1
Coding region: 1-1755 (584 amino acids)
Biological process (GO): prenylated protein catabolic process; prenylcysteine catabolic process
Molecular function (GO): prenylcysteine oxidase activity
Source: RefSeq, a predicted model, not a curated record
AUGUUGAACCGAACACUUUGCACCGGCGCUGCCGUGCUGUUCUCCCUUCUGUCCACCGUCGCGGCCCAAGCCCAGUCCCACCUCCAGACUCCUCUCCACAAAGACGACCCAAGCCCAAGGCCUCGAUCGAAGCCACACCGCGUAGCCAUCAUAGGCGCUGGGCCCGGCGGCUCUGCGGCCUCGUACUACUUGGAACAGUUCGCACAGUCGUCGGCUGCUGGUCUAGAAGACGAAGACCGAGUGAAGCUCGACAUCACUGUCUUCGACACGAACCCACGCAUCGGCGGGCGAACCACGACAGUCAAUGCCUUGAACGACCCGCGCUACCCGACCGAGCUGGGCGCCAGUAUCUUCGUCCAGAUCAACCACAUCCUCUACAAUGCUACACGGGACUUUGGGCUCACCUUUUCCACCGAGAUCUACCAGGCCGCGCCGGACUCGGACUACGAGCUGGGAAUAUGGGACGGGGCCGAGUUCGUCUUCAAGGCCGAGCGUGAAGACGGCCGCCGCGGUUCCUGGCAAGGGUGGUGGGACAUUGCAAAGCUGCUGUGGAAGUACGGGUUGAGUCCGGUCCGCACCCAAAGGACGACCAAGGCGGCAGUGGGCAGAUUUCUCGGAUUCUACGAGGAACCGCUGUUCCCCUUCCGUUCGUUGCAGGAGGUGGUGGACAGCACCGGCUUGGAAGCAUACACGGGCGUUUCUGGGAGCGAGAUCCUGCAAGAGGCGCGGGUCAGUGAGCUGUUCAGCAGGGAAAUCAUCCAGGCCAGCACCCGGGUCAACUACGCCUCGAACUUGGGCGGAAUCCACGGCCUGGAGACGCUGGUCUGUAUGGCGAUCGAAGGCGCCGUGGCCGUCGGCGGAGGUAAUUGGCAGAUCUUCGCCGAGAUGGUCAAGAGGUCGGCUUCGCGAGUGCUGUUGAACACGACCGUCACCGACGUGGUGCAAGAUGAAGAAAAGCGCACGUACAGCCUGCGGACCAACGAUCCCGACCUCGACGCCCAGUUUAACUCGGAGCCUUACGACACCGUCAUCCUCGCCGCGCCGUAUCAGUUCGCCAACAUCUCAUUCACACCGGCGCUCGUCAAUGCCCCGUCCAAGAUCCCUUACGUCUCUCUGUACGUGACGCUGUUGACCUCUCCGCAUCGACUGUCGCCAGCAUUCUUCGGUGUGGAUUCGCAGGCCGACGUGCCUUCGUCCGUACUCACGACCCUACCCGAGGAUCUCAACCAUGAACUCGGCUCGCGCCGUGGUGUCGACGCCGUGGGUCCGUCGGGGUUCUGGUCAAUCAGCACAUUGCGCGUCCUCAGUCCCGAAACAGACGGCCAAGUUUUCUCCGGUGCAGCUGAAAAUGUAAAUGCGACUCACACCGAGACCGAAUCCGGGACGCAGUAUCUGUACAAGAUCUUCUCGCCAGCUCCUUUGACGGCCACCUUUGUGUCUUCUGUUCUGGGUUUCCCGUAUUCUCCAGCAGGCCAGGACCAGGACGACCCGGUAUCUGCGCUUCCCAAAGAAGAUAUCACAUGGCUGUACGAAAAGCAUUGGCACAGCUACCCUUAUGAGACGCCGAGACGGACAUUUGAGAAUUUCACCUUGCACACGAACCAGCCCCCUGCAGGGGGUGAGCACGUGCAAGAGCGUGAGAGCUUAUACUAUCUCUCCAGCAUGGAGAGUUUCAUUUCCACCAUGGAGACCAGUGCACUCGCUGGGAUGAAUGUCGCCAAGCUGAUUGUCGAUCAGCUCCAAGCGUCAGGGUGA